Messenger RNA from Raphanus sativus (radish), 495 nucleotides. Its product is annotated as protein RADIALIS-like 6. The record is from RefSeq and is a predicted model, not a curated record. The transcript is spliced from 2 exons. The coding region runs from base 22 to 279 and encodes 85 amino acids. NCBI's taxonomy places the organism in Eukaryota, Viridiplantae, Streptophyta, Magnoliopsida, Brassicales, Brassicaceae. Gene Ontology annotation, molecular function: DNA-binding transcription factor activity.
CGCUCUCCUUAAAUAAUAUUAAUGGCAUCAAACUCUAAAAGCUCGAGGUCGACAUGGACGUUCAAACAGAACAAGAUGUUCGAGAGAGCCUUGGCAGUUUACGACAAGGACACACCAGACAGAUGGCACAAUGUGGCAAACGCGGUCGGAGGGAAAUCUGCAGAGGAAGUUAAGCGUCACUAUGACAUCCUCAUCGAAGAUCUCAUCAGCAUCGAAACUGGUCGUGUUCCUUUGCCCAAUUACAAGACCUUCGAAUCUAACUCAAGAGGCAUCAAAUGACCUCGACACGAGGCUAAUGAAGAACUUGAAGAUCUAAUCAAGUCAAGUUAAUUGUGUUGAAUUCUAAAGACUCGGAAGAAAUGUCACAUAUUCUCCUGUCUACUGAUUAAUGCUUAUGUACUAUAAUUGAAGAAUUGAAACUUGGUUAAAGAUUUUAAUUAGGGAAGUUUGGAAAAAAGAACAACUAAACUAUGCUAUUGUGCCUUUAGUACAAAA